UUUUUGUAAGCGAGUCUUUAAAUAUUGCGAAAAUAUCCAGAGCAGGAGUGGCGCAUCUACGGAUAGUUUUUGCAGCAAAAAGUUUAGUUUUAGUUUAGUACAGUACGUCGCUGCGGCUCACGGCUUGUUAGUUGUUUGCAGUAUUGACAUGCUUCUACGAUUUCAGUUAACGUUACUGUUGUUUGCAAGAGCAACUGCGGCAGUUCGCGCCAAGACAUCACCAAGUCCUUACUAUCCUAAGAAUUAUUACCGGAGAACAAUCAAGGAGCCAACAGUUGAGCAGCGCCCGAGAAAUGAUGAUCAAAAUGUUUACCAAACCCACGCACAACGUCUUCCCCAUCUUUACAGCGUGCCAGCUCCAGCAUCUGGAUCUUCUAGCAGACUUGAUCGAUUAUCAAUCAACAAAAUGCUAAAAAUGGAAGCGACAACCCAGGGCCCUGCGCCAGGCACAAGAGCUCCUCCGAAUACGAACCCUAGAUUCCAGCAAUACUCGUUGUCCAUGCGGCGCCCUUUAUAUACUGUGGUGGUUGAGAGGCAGAACAACAGAAUCCCACUCUUACCGAAUCUGGCACUUCCUUCCACCACCACAACUACUGCUGCUCCUCUGGCUUCCGGUUCACCAAAAGCCGGCGGUCUUACUGCUCCAAAUGUUGCUAGUAUUGGUCAAUCUAAUGUCGGCAUUUCCAUGAAUGCCGACGAGAUUCGCAAAUUGUUUGGGUGGUAGGCAUUUAAAACACUCAUGUUUCGUAGUUUGACCUGUGUGCAAAUGUCUGAUUAAUUAUUGCCGGAAACGUGAAUAAUGGUGGCAAUUAACAUCCGCUUGAUAAUAUUAAUCGUAUGCAUAUGACCAAUACCCUACCGGUCGAGUAAUAAUUAUGAAUAAGUACGUUGCACAUACUAUAGUUGUACACCGAACCCUAGGUGUUGAAUACGCAAU
Messenger RNA from Paramacrobiotus metropolitanus, 937 nucleotides. RefSeq lists its product as uncharacterized. NCBI's taxonomy places the organism in Eukaryota, Metazoa, Tardigrada, Eutardigrada, Parachela, Macrobiotidae. The transcript is spliced from 4 exons. Bases 149 to 724 code for a protein of 191 amino acids. The record is from RefSeq and is a predicted model, not a curated record.